AUGAAGUACAUAGCUGAUAGCAUUGAGGUUCAUAAAAUGGGUGAGCGAACUGCAUGGAAGGAAAGACAAAACGGCAACUUUAAAAAUAAAAGCGCAAAAGGCGUGUUAAAGUUUAGAAUCGCUUGUCAAAAUUCAUAUGAGCAGUUUCUUAAUAAUAUAUUUCCUCAUUGCUUAGCCUUCGUUUAUAUGAAUUGGCUUGCGUGGAGAUUAGAGUAUAGUAGUGGUUGUAAGCAUUGGGCUUGUCAUUUUAAAGCAUGCUCAAUCGGAGCGAAAAAUGGGUUAGGAACUGUGCAUUUCUGA
Molecule: messenger RNA, 300 nt
Organism: Echinococcus granulosus
Lineage: Eukaryota; Metazoa; Platyhelminthes; Cestoda; Cyclophyllidea; Taeniidae
Exons: 3
Coding region: 1-300 (99 amino acids)
Source: RefSeq, a predicted model, not a curated record